ACGCGCGCUAAGGCCCCGAGUCGCGUCGGCGGCGGGUCGCCUCACGCCAUGAAGGCCGCCGCCGCCGCCGCCGCCCGCCAGGCCGUGCUGGUCAAGAAGCGCCGAGGGCAGGAGCGCCCAGCCACGCGUGCGUGUGAGGGGAAGGAGGCGCUGCUUGAGGGCCCGAGGAGGAGGGCGGCGGUGGUCCCCGUUGAUGCGCCUGGUCCAGGGUCCCGCUGCCAGUUUGAGCCUCCUCAUGAGGCUCGGCGCCUUCGCCCUGGCAAAAUGCGGGGCGGUUGGGGAGCGAGUUUUCUCCGCCGUCUUUCUGUCCUCUCUCUUCCUGCUGGGUUGUUGGUCAGUCAAGAGAGAUUCGGUGAAAUCAGAAUCGAUGGGUUUUGUCAGCAAGAGGUGGCUGCGACACGGCAUACAUGGGCAGUGCAGUGUUGAAAACAAAUUUUAAUUGAAGAAUUAUUAUUAUUAUGUAUUUUGUGUUUUUGUCUUGUAUUUUUAUCAUAGCUGUCAACUUUCAGAUUUGAAAAUAAGGGACCAGCAGCAUAGCUGUCAAUUUUCAGAUUUGAAAAUAAGGGAUCAGCAGCCUCACCUGUUAUUUAUUUAUUAUUAUGAAAUAAUUAUGAAAUAUUAAAUAACUUUGAUCAAGCUAGAAAAACAAAAUACAUAUAUACCUAGGUAUUACCGAAAUGUAUACCUACUGUUUCACUAAAGGACUUUCGACUUUGUGAGCUCAUUUACCAAAGACUCGCCACGCCAGCGGCGGCGCUUGUCAUUCACAAUGGUGGCGCUUGUCAGACUCAGCGAUGGUACUUGUCAUUUCUCAACGGUGCUGUGCACGCAAAAUUAAAUUUGGGGGCACUGGGCGGAUCGUUGCACCCUGGCGGCGCAUAUGCUAAAGACCAUAGCUGUCAACUUUCAGAUUUGAAAAUAAGGGAUCAGCAGCCUCGAAAAUAAGGGAUCAGCAGCCUCGCCUGUCCUGGGGACAGUCUACGGGAUAUCUAACAAUCUGGGAUAGCAGCAGGAAGCAGCAGGAAACAGCGCUGAAAUAAGGGAAUUUCCCGCAAAAAAAGGGAAGGUUGACAGCUAUGAUUUUAUGCUGUGAACUGCCCCAAGAUCUUUGGGUGAAGAGGCGGGAUGCAAAGCGAAUGAAUGAAUGGGGCUGCCCCUGAAGCUGGAGAUUUCAGCUUUGCUGUUUGAAUUUAAAAGCUGUAGUUAGCAGGAAAAUGACACUUAAGUAUCAUUUGGGUGCUGCCACUAACCCUGGUGGGGCCUUCCCUAUCCUCAGAGGAACUGUGGCUUAUAUUCUAAGCAUUUCAUUUUUUCCCCGCUUCCCCGCUAUCAGCAUUUUCAUUUAUGCGGCCUUAACUGUGAUAGGUUUAAGGUGGGAUGUCUGGGGAAAUCUUAAAUAGCUUAUUUCCCUAACAGUCUCCUAGCGUCUCAUAACAGAAUCCUAGAUAGGGUCCUUUUGCCACUUCUGUUUUCAGGUCAUAACUUCCUUCACAUAGCCAAUGGCCCUUGGGAAAUGUCCUCAAUGUUGUGGUUAUUAUUCCACUAUGAGGAAUCCAUAAGUUGACUAAGGCUGAAAUCUUAUAUUGCUGGGGUCACUGGUGUGACGCCUGUAGGCAUAGUGACACCAUUGGGGACUUACUUCCUUGAUAGCUGUGAAGCCUCUGAGCACCCACAAACCCCAUCAUGAGGAGGAGAGGGUAGCUAUCUUUGAACCCCCUGGUGGAAAAGUAGCAGGAAUGAUUGAGCUGGAGAAGGGCAAAUAAAAGCUACCAGAGAGGGUGGUGCCCACCACGCCCUCCCAAAAUACAAAAUGUACCCAAUGGCCCCAAUAUUUUGACAAAUCCUGUCCAUUGUCAUUUAUCUGGGAAUAAGUCCCCCUGAACUCUGAAGUGUUUGCAUCUCAGCAGACCUAUAAGGCUUUAAUCCUAUGAACGUUUACAUGGGAGCAUUUGCGCUGAAACCAGAGAAUGAACAUGUUUUUAGGGUUGCAGUGUGAAGAUGUCUCCAUCAUACAGCAUGCCCAGGGUUGCUCUCUCAACCUGGUAUGAAAGCAUGAUCAUUUUGCCCAGAAGGUGAAAGAAUCAUAAUAAUAAUAAUAAUAAUAAUAAUAAUAAUAAUAAUAAUAAUAAUUAUAAUUUAAUAAUAAUAAUAAUAAUAAUUUAAUAAUAAUAAUAAUAAUAAUAAUAAUAAUAAUAAUAAUAAUAAUUUAUUAUUAUUAUUAAUACCCCGCCCAUCUGGCUGGGCUUCCCUAGCCACUCUGGGCGGCUUCCAACAAAAUAUUAAAAUACCGUAAUGCAUUAAACAUUAAAAGCUUCCCUAAACAGGGUUGCCUUCAGAUGUCUUCUAAAAGUAAGUGGCAUUUGACAGAAAACCUUUUUUCAUAUCUAGCAAACAAAGAUGAUGUUGUGGAGGGAAUAUUUCUUCCGGUGGGAGUAGAUCUCCGCCAAAUAACUAUACUCCCCAAAAAAGAAUGGGAGAGGAUUCACGAUAGCCUCACCGCCCCAGCAAGAGAAGCAGCCCGGAUUCGUGCUGAAAGGAAGGAGCGGAAAGAUCUGCACUUAAAGUCUCAAGCACUUGUGAAAAACUGGCAUAACACUAUUGCGGUAAGUGACACACAUACAUUUCAAUGCCUGUGGAAUGUUUAUGACAGUCCUGGUUGUAUUUCUAUCCUUUUUUUUACUACUGGGUUGGUUAGUCAAAAGCGUUUCAGUAAAAUCAGAAUAUAUGUGUUUAUCAGCAAUAGAUUACUGCAACAUGAUAUACAUGGGGCUGCCUCUGAAGACGGUUCAGAAAUUUCAGCUGGUGCAGAAUUCAGCAGCCAGGUUGCUCACCGGGGGAAGAUGGCUUGAGCAUAUAACAACAAUCCUGGCCCGACUGUACUGGCUGCCAAUCAGUUUCCUGGCCCUAUUCAAAUUGCUGUAAAGCCUUAAAUGGUUUAGGACCACAAUGCCUCAAGGGGCACCUCUCUCCAUAUGAACCUACCUGGACCCUGAGAUCAUCUUCUGGUGCCCUUCUUCAUAUGCCUUCUCCAUGAGAGGUCUGCAGAGUGGCAACACAAGAAUGUUCCUUUUCUGCAGUGGUUCCCUUUUGGUGGAAUGCUCUCCCCAGGGUGGCUUGCCUUGCACCUUCAUUAUUUAUCUUUAGGUGCCAGCCAAAAAUGUUUCUUUAUAACCAGGCCUUUGACUGAUUAAAUAUUCUGUGGCCUUUUAAAUAUGUUAGUUGUGUGUGUGGGGGGGGGGGUUGUUGGUUUGAUUUUGUUUUUUAUUUAGGUAUCUUGUGUUCUCAUUUUGUAUUUUUAUGUUGUAAACCUCCCUGUGAUCUUCAGAUGAUUUAAUAAAUAAUAAUGAUGAUAAUGAUAAUUUUAUAGUGUGAGCUGGGAAGUCCUGGGUUCAGAACUUGCCUCAACCAUGAAUUUUUCAGGUCAACUCAUAUUGCAAUAGAUAAAAAAUAACACUGAUUUACUAUGCAGAGUGUUGAGCACUAUUUACAUGUAUAGGCCCCACUCCUCAACCAGGAAAGCUCCCAGAGGAGCUUACAAAUUGAGAAAAAUAACACAGCCCCUGCCCUCAGGUUUACAGACUAAAAAACUAAAUGACAAAAUAGGAAAAGGGAAUAUGGCAGGGAUCAAAGAAAAUACAGGCACCAUGAUCUUAAAGGUACAAGGUUUUAUAAAUCAACAGAUUGGAUGGAAACAGGCUGAUCAUUGUUUGUUUGUUUGUUGGUGGCUCUUGAGAAAUAGCCUGGCAACCCAACCUACCUGGAAGUGACUGCAAUGCAGCCAGAAGUUGUUGACCUUACUGGGUGGGGCCUUCAUCUCCUGGGGCCUAAAUGAAAUCUGCCAACACUUUGUGGCAUCCUAGCAGGUAGGUUCAUGGCUCAUAGACACCCAGUACCGUCAUCCUCAGAUCAGAUGGUCCUUCUCACAGGACAAGCCUCUGUGAAGGUGAGGGGAGGAGUCUGCCCAGCCGGCGAAAACAGCAGUGGCUGGUGAUGGCAGAUCCUUGCUCUCUGCUUCUCAUUCUGCUGAGUAUUAGUGUUAUUGAUGCUAGUUUAAACAACAACAUUCUGAUCCUCAACACUGACAUUGUAUCUGCAACAUUGGGUGCCUUGCAUGGUGUCAUAAUGUGCAGCAUGCGUGUGCCAGAGCAGUGGGUUAUAUGAAAAAAAAAAGUUUGUAGUUAGUAGUUUAUAAAUGAACAAAUGCCUGUUUACUACUCUAGACCAAAUGUCUUAGUUAAGUACUUUAUUACAAUGCAUCAUGCAAGGAAGUUGGGUUCAUAGGGUUAUGGGGAGGGGUAGUACCUCUGGUGGGGUAUGCGUCAUACUCCUUCUGGGGUAGUUUAUCCACCUUUGGUCCCCACCCUGCCCUCAGCUCUCACCUGUGACAGCAGCCACUCCUUGGAAGCGGCUUCAGCUGGCUGGAUAAACCAGGUGUGGGUAGCCGAUGGGUCUCAAACCCUAGUUUGCAAAGACAGGCUCUGGCGGAUUGAAUGGAUGAGACUAAUAGUGGGUCCAGUGGUCAAGAAGGCAGUUUCUAUAUGUGCUAUAGAGGGACGUGAGGACAGAUGGGGCUUGUUAACCUGGGAAGGUAGCCCAUCUAGGAGAAGGAAAAAACUGAUCCCAAACCUCUACUGCCUUGUGGGAUAUCUUCAGGAGAAGAAAAGGAUAAGAAGUAAACCCUGCAGUCCCUAAGAUGGUUGGCGCCUUGUAUGAUUCUUUUUGGCAACUCCUGCAGCCAAGCUGGUGCCAAACAUAUCACUCUGCUUUUCUUUCGACCAAAUCAGCUAGACUGAAAGGGGGAUGGGGUGGAUCUUGUCUGGGCAGCACAGGACCUCUAUACACACUGCCCAGGCUUGUGCCCCGAUGAGGUCACUUUGGUGCUGCUAACACAUCGGUUUGACUUUAUCCCCAGAGGUGUACUCCAUUUUUUCUUGAGACAGACAGAUUGCAACAAGAAUGAAUGAAUGAAUGAAUAAAAUAUUGCAUUGCAGGGUAUGGCACAAGCGAAACUGAAAGCCAAGAAAGAGCGUCAGGAGAGGGAUGAGGAAGAAAAAAGAAAGGUUGACCUAGAAGAAGCAAAGUAUGAAGCACAGAAGCGAAAAGAGGCGGUGGCAGAAUCCAAACUCUAUCAGUACUACCAGAAUGAGAGAGUGAAAGACUUCCAUGUAACAUUUAUUAUUAUUAUUUCACUUUAAUGUGGGGGAUAUGUUCAACAUAGAAGUUGUAUUAAAUGAGGGAAAUAGGCACAAUCAAAAUGGCUGUUAAUAAGCUUUGCUUGGGGUCAGAAGAAGCCGAGAGUAUCUGGGAAAACAUUGUCUAAUACAAUAAGCAAUGGGGGGGACUAGCAUUCCCAUCUGUAAAAAACUGCUAUCAGGUUAACAAAUUUGAAAAACUGGUUUCAUUGACACAGAUUAUUAAUAUUGGAAGAAGGUAAUAGCUCUGUGUGAGGCCAUGAGAACCAGCUUAUGCCUUUCUUUGCAAAGCAGGCUAGUCACAUCCCAAACUGUCCAGGAAUGGCUGCCACACCCCACCUUAUCUUAAUGUGUAUAGGCCCCAGACAGGAGCAGAUUCCGAGGCUAUUAAAGAAACACUGGUACAGGGACUCUGAGAUAGCAUCCUGUUUACUUGACCUUCCCCAGUUGAAAGAACCUUGCUUUCCUCCGUCAACUUGUUUGAUGAAGCAAGCAGAGCCAGCACCCAGCUCUCUGUCUCUACCCAGAGAUCAGAGCAACCUGCUUUCCCCUGUCGGCUCCAAUCCCUAUACCUUUGUGGCAUGAACCAAGUGACUUAGGCUCAUGGGUCCCCCCCAACCUUGUGAGUUGACAAACUUCUCUAAUUAUAUAACAUUUAAACUUAUAUCUCAAUAGUAAAAAGGUAAAGGGACCCCUGACCAUUAGGUCCAGUCAUGGAUGACUCUGGGGUUGCGGCGCUCAUUUUGCUUUACUGGUCAAGGGAGCCAGCGUACAGCUUCCGGGUCAUGUGGCCAGCAUGACUAAGCCACUUCUGGCGAACCAGAGCAGUGCAUGGAAACGCCAUUUACUUUCCCGCCGGAGCGGUACCUAUUUAUCUACUUGCACUUUGACGUGCUUUCAAACUGCUAGGUUGGCAGGAGCAGGGACCAAGCAAUGAGAGCUCACCCCGUCGCAGGGAUUCAAACCGCCGACCUUCUGAUCGGCAAGUCCUAGGCUCUGUGGUUUAGACCACAGCGCCACCCACGUCCCUAUAUCUCAAUAGUACUUUACACUAUUAAGAUUGAACCAUAUAUCUGGGACAACAAGCAAUAUAUGCUGGCUAUGUAAAGCAACAAAUGCAGAUAUUUAUCAUAUUUUUUGGACUUGUCCCAAAACGAAGAUUCUUUGGAUUGAAGUAUGUAAAAGAAACUGAUGUUAUAACAGGGUAUACAUUUCUAAUGAACCCACAUACCCAAUAUUGUUUGGGUAUGUGAAAUAUCAUGUUUUAACAGACAAUGGUCAUAAAGUUAUUGACUGUUGCUUCCUAAGUGGAAAGAAGAAAAAAUGCUUAUCAGCAGAGAACUGGGUAAUCAAAAUAUGGGAGGUUGUAAAUAUGAUACGAUCGACAAACAUGGUCAGAGUUAGAAAAGGAAGACAACCUCAUGAUCAUUUUAUAAAGUAAUUGAAUUUGUUUAUAAUAUAUUGGAAUAACAAAGCACAAGACAAUAUAAACCCACACGUUAUUAAGUGUAAUGUAACUUAACUUUCUGCGUUCUCUCUCUUAACACAUUAGAAAUUAUCAGCUACUGUUGUUAAGGGGAAACAUAAUUGUAUAAUACUUACAUCACUGGUGCAUCGUUUAUUGCUUUAAAAUAUUGUUUGUUGUUGUUUAAAUAAAACAAUAAAAAGAAUCCCUAUCAAAUGUUGCAAUUUUAUUUUGCAGAGAGCCCUCUUACUUACCGAAUGCUUAAAAGAAAGAGAUGCUCAGAUUGAAUUUAAAAAGGUAAAAGAAAACCUGUACCGCUGCAGAGAUGAAGAAGUAGAACGUGAACGUCAAAAAGCUGUACGAAAAGAGGAGGAAAAGAUUAGAGAGAACCGUAGGAAGAGAGUGCAACUCAGCAAGGAUCAACUGGAACAGUAAAUAUAAUUAGCAGAGCUCUUUUUUAAGCCCACAGAAUAAAAUAAAUGUGUCAUUUGUGGCAUAAGCACAUUGCCCCAUAAAGCAACAACAUAGAAACUGAUCUGUUUUAACAUUUGCUGGGGGAUGGGGCAGGAAAGCAAAACAUACCAUAUUGGAUCAUGUUCUGAAUUAGCAGCUGUAACUCCUUACUCCCUCUCGCUGCUGGAAGGAAGUUGUACUCCAAGUACCAUUCGCCCUGGGACUCCAGAAGUGAGGGGAAGGCCUCUGUUGCUAGUCAACAGAAUAAGGACCUUUGCAGGGAUGCUGCAUCUUUUCUCUUUUAGGAAGAAUACAAGUGGCGAGUUGAAGGCCAGUCUGGCCUCAACCAUUGGCCAGACAGUGAUGAUGAUGAUGAUUUAUUAAUUAUACCCCGCCCAUCCGGCUGGGUUUCCUCAGCCACUCUGGGUGACUCCCAAUAGAUUAAAAACAUAAUAAAACAUCAAAUAUUAAAAACCUCCCUAAACGGGGCUGCCUUCAGAUGUCUUCUAAAAGUCAGAUAGUUGUUUAUUUCCUUGACAUCUGGUGGGAGGGCGUUCCACAGGGCGGGUGCCACUACCAAGAAGGCCUUCUGACUGGUUCCUCCCCCCCCCCCUUAAAUGAAAGAACACUCAGCUCCAACUGCCAGUUGAUCUGAGAGUUCAGAAUUAAACGGCUAAGGACUGCAAUACCUCAAGGACCGCCUCUUUCCAUAAGAACCUACCGGACCCUGAGAUCAUCUUCUGAGGCCCUCCUUCGUGUGCCUCCUCGAGAGGUCUGGAGGGGGGCAACACAAGAACGGGCCUUCUCUGCAGUGGCUCCCUGUCUGUGGAAUGCUCUCCCCAGGGAAGUUCACCUGGCGCCUUCAUACCUUUAGGCAUCAGGCAAAAACGUUCCUUUUUAACCGGGCCUUUGCUUGAUCCAAUUUGCAUCCUAUGCCCUUUUAAAACGUUGUUGUUGUUGUUGUGGGAAGGGGGGCUAUUGGGUUGUUGUUUUUAUUUUUAUUAGGUGUUUUGUGGUUUUAUAUCUUGCUUUUAUUCUGUGAACCACCCUGAGACCCCCGGGUAUAGGGCGGUAUAUAAAUUCAGUAAAUAAUAAUUGAGAGGAAGGCUACCCUAGUCUCUGCUUAUCAGCCAGAGGAGCAAGGGCACCGGUAGGAUUUUUAAUUUUCCAAACUGUUUUAAUGUUUUAAAAAUCGUAUUGGAGAUAAUUUGGUUGAAAAGUGGGGGUACACCUUUCGAGAGAGAGAAAAAAGAAGUCCUGCGAAUAACCGCAAUCUACCUGUACCAGUCUUCUUGAGCAUCCAGAACUUCUGCCAAUUGUAGAGGAACUUUAGACAUGGCUCAUUGACCAAUCUUUUCUAUGUUUUAGGAUAAAAGAGCACGAACGUCUAGCAGAACUGAGCAGGCUGGAAGACAAAAGGGAAAGGGCAGAGAUUCAGGAGCAGGUCCUGCUAAAUCAACAGGAAGUGCUGCAGAAAGAGCAGGAGGAGCGUGAAGACAAAAUCAGGCGUAGAAAGGAGCAUCAGGUAUGAGAUGGGAGUUAGUAGCCAAAUGUAUGGAACUUAGGAUCUGAAAAAAUGCAUUUCAGUUUCCACUGGACUUUGACUAGGUGCUUAACUUGGACAAAUUACCAGUCAAAUUACUCACAGGCCUGCUUAUGACAAACGGAGGGAAAGUUGGUUUCUGCUGCUUAGGCCAAGAGCUUGUGUCAUUGCUUUUCAGAUAUUACUUUGUAGGGGAGCCUCUAGUUCAAAGGUCAGGAGAGAGAGGCUGCCUCCAUGCACAAUUUUGUUUGGAUAGGUGAUUCUUAAAGGUAAAGGUAAAGGUACCCCUGCCCGUACGGGCCAGUCUUGACAGACUCAAGGGUUGUGCGCUCAUCUCACUCUAGAGGCCGGGAGCCAGCGCUGUCCGCAGACACUUCCGGGUCACGUGGCCAGCGUGACGAAGCUGCUCUGGCGAACCGGCACCAGAGCAGCACACGGAAACGCCGUUUACCUUCCCGCUAUAAAGCGAUACCUAUUUAUCUACUUGCACUUAAGGGUGCUUUCGAACUGCUAGGUGGGCAGGAGCUGGGACCGAACGACGGGAGCUCACCCCGCCGCGGGGAUUCGAACCGCCGACCAUGUAAUCGGCAAGUCCUAGGCGCUGAGGUUUUACCCACAGCGCCACCUGCGUCCCUCAUUCUUGAUUCUUAGGGUGAUUCUUAGGGAUGUGCUAAUUCAGCAGCUGUGAGGCUCACACAGAUGAUGGUGCUCUCUACUAUUCCCAAUGGCAGAUUGGAUAUUGGCAAUACAGUCAUACCUUGGAAGUCGAACGGGAUCCAUUCUGGAAGUCCGUUCAACUUUCAAAACGUUCAGAAACCAAAGCACGGCUUCCGAUUGGCUGCUCCUGCAGCCAUUCGAAAGCUGCAGAAGCCCCGUUGGAUGUUCAGCUUCCAAAAAUAGUUCGCAAACCGGAACACUCACUUCUGGGUUUGCGGCAUUCGGGAGCCAAAAUGUUCAAGAACUAAACUGUUCAAAAACCAAAAUACGACUGUUUUAGUGAAGGUGGUACAGUCUAACUCUGCUAUAGUGUCAAACCAGCUGUUGACAAAGUUGCCUUCUGGGCAAAGUCUAAAGGGCAUUUCCCAUUCGUGUUUCAUCACCUGUUGAUAUCUUUGUGGAACCUGCAUAUGAAACAAUGCCAAUAGUCUCCAUACUUGACAGAAAUGACCACCGCUUCUUGCUCCUUUGAUGUCGAAAACAGGAACAAAUCCCUAUAAAUCUCCUUCCCCCAACUCUGUACUUUGCAUAAAUACAUAACGUUCUUCAUGAUCUUUUCUGUCAUCUUCCAUAGCUCGGGUCUAACUGGUGCAAACGCAGUGAAGCCUUAUGUAAAGAUUCUGCGCCACCCCUCUGGUGUAGUGGUUAAGAGCGGUAGACUCGUAAUCUGGUGAACUGGGUUCGAUUCCCUGCUCCUCCACCUGCAGCUGCUGGGUGACCUUGGGCUAGUCACACUUCUCUGAAGUCUCUCAGCCCCACUCACCUCACAGAGUGUUUGUUGUGGGGGAGGAAAGGAAAGGAGAUUGUUAGCCACUUUGAGACUCCUUUGGGUAGUGAUAAAGCGGGAUAUCAAAUCCAAACUCUUCUUCUUCUUCUUCCCUCUGCGAACACGCACUUGGAAAUAGUUAGGAUUGGGCAGAAGUGUCAUUCCAGCCCCAGUUUGCCCAGUGAAGGCACAGGUCAUUGGAGAGCUACUGCUGGUGGUGCUCCCACUGAUGGUAGCUGGCCAAGCCCUUGAUACAGGGUGUUUGGGGUCUUGUGUGAAGCAGGGCCGGUGAAGGAUCAGCAAAAAACAAAAAUCCACCUUCUACCCUGACCAGCAGGAGGCAGCAGGGCUUCCUCCAAUUUUCCUCCAGCCAGUUGACUCUAUAGUGUGCUCUGCUUGACACUUAUUUUGGUAAACAAAAUACGCAUUCUGAGUUUUUUUGUGUUUUGUUUUUUUAAAGGCACAUGUUGCUGACCAGGUGACUCUCAAGGCUAUCGAGAAGCAAAAAGAAGAGGAAGAGGAUGAUAAAGUCCGAGCACAUUAUAGAGCAAAGCAGGCUAUGGCUAAGCUGAGAAAAGCAAAAGAAGAUGAAAUGCACAGGUAGGCAGAAUGUGAGCGGGAAAUGGAAACACAUUACCCAGAUAAAACAAGGCGCAGUUUUCUAGCAUUACGGUAGAGACCCCAUCUCACACACUGAGAUAUUAUGAAAGGAAAGUAACAGUGCGGCUGUUCUUGCAUCCACGCCAGCAUUUCCGCUUGCCUGACAACAAUCCCCCCCGCCUCCCCAUCAUAUUCUUCUGGGGGUUCUUCUUGGUCCCAACAGAGCCAAUUUCAGGGGGGCGGGGGGGAGGAGUCCUGUUGCACUAAUGAAGAUUCUUAGUUGGCCUCUGCUAGUAGGACUUGUUUGUUGAAUCCUGCUCUGUGGGACCAAGGACUCUUGAUUCAGUUUUACUCUGCUGUGAACUCUUUUAUUUUAUUUUAUUUGACUGAUAACAUUUGCAUCCUGCCUUUCUUCCAUCGCGGAACCCAAGGCAGCAUAUAUAGAGUUGCCAAGCAAUCUCCCAACCUUAAGAUCACUGAUCUGAGACAAUGUUUUAAAACUGUUUUUUAGACUGUUGUGUCUGCUGCCCUGGAUGGAAGGGCAGGAUACAAAUCAAUCAAACAAACAAAUGUGCCCAUAGACCUGCCUAGGAACCAGUAUAAGAGAUGAAUAUCAUACAGAGGCACGGAUGAGGAAUAGGAUGCAGCCAGUGGACCAGAUAGUUACCUCGGUGAUGUACUGUGGGCCAUUCUGACAAGUGUCAAUCACCUGACAUCACAAGUGACUCCAAGCAAACUAGAAUUCCUUUGCAGGUGCCGCUUGAACUGCAACCGCAGAGAAAUAUUCUUCUGCCACCAGCUUCAAUUCAAGCCGGCCCGUCAAAGAGAUACUUGCACUUACAGCAAACUAUGUUUGGGGCUUACUGCAAGUGCAGAUUCCAUCUAGCUUGCGAAGCCCACUUCAGGCAAGCAGCAACUCCAUAGUACAUCUGACCCCAGUGGGCACUAGUCAGCUGAUUGAUGCUGACCGCAAGCUGACUUUGGGUAGGCACCAACAGGUCGGGAACACUGUAGUGCAGCUUUAUUUACAGGCAACUCCUGAUUUGCAUUCUGGGUCAUCACACACAAUGGCAGAGUGCACAUAAGCCCUCCUUCUUUUCCGGCCACAUCCGGGUCGCUGCGAUGUGCGUGUGCACAGUCGUGCGCCAAUUGGACACGUGUAAAUCAGCUGUUGCUUGUGUUAACUUUCCAUUCUGCCCUUCCCCUGAGGAUCACAGGGCAGUUUACGAGCGUUAGGUUUGCUGUCAUGACCAAUCAGCUGAAGAUCACUGACAGCAAGCCUCCCUCACCGAGGAACAACUGGGAGCGUUUUAAGGCUCCUGAUUGCUCCUUGGCAACCAGCUCGCCACCUGUCUGGCACCAGAUGUCACGUAUGGGUAGAGAUACGGAGCAUCAGUCCUUCCUCUGAAUAGCAUAGAGGAGUGUGGUUUUAUCCAAUUUGGUAGCUUAAUCAAGGCAUGCCCCAGGCCUCCCCUCACAGCACGCAGUUGAUGAAUCUUGGCACUUAUGGCUGAACCAUUGCAGGUUAAUGGAGGAGCACAGAGACAACAUUACUAGCCGCCUCCUGGCUCAUAUGAAAAAGGAGGCUGAUGAUGAAGAUGAGCGUAUUGCUAGGGACAUUGCAGAGACGGACGCGCAGCUGGAGAGAGAACGCAAAGAAAAAGAAGAAAAGAACAAUGCUGAACUGAAAUCCAUCACAGAGCACAGAAUGAAUGUGGUAAGAAAAAUAAAAUUAAGCAUGCUUUUCUGUUUCACCAUUUCUUAUUUAUCAGUUGGGAUGGAAUCCAGCAUUGGGUCAGCAGUCUGCUUGCACAACUGGAUUUCACUUUUACCUCUUCCCCCAUGCACCCCCAUAAUAGGUUUCAGAGGAUCCCCCAGCUAUGUAGAGCAGAUUUUGAGGGUAUGUGGGAGACCACAAGGGAGGGAGAGAAAGGUGAAGUUGCAUUGAGAGAGCAGAAGUUCAGUUUGCAAGUGGACAGUGUUGGAUGCAACCUUUCAUCUCAAAAAAUAGAUUUCUUUUACACAGGCACUGUGUUCCUGAGCAGCUUUCAUGAAAGCAAAUUCCAUUAAAAUAGUGGGAUUGGCUCACACAUAAAAGUAUUUAAAAAUUGGUUGCCCAGAAUAUCAAAAUUGCAUAUAUGUAACUCUUAAUGUUAGUAGCAGGUUAGAGAGUCAUCAGAUCUUAGGCUUCACUACCACAGGAUAAGAACUGGAUUGUGUUGUUAUAGAUUAAAAGGAAAGAAGAGAAAGAAAAACAGGACAGACUAGAGGCUCAAGAAAUACUUCGUGGACAAAUAGAAGCAGAUCGGAUUUUCCAAGAACUGGAGAAAGACAAGAAACAUAGAAAUCAUUGUGCAAACUUAAAAUUACAAGACUUCCAUGUCAUGCAGAUAGUAAGUAUGGGCAUUAAGUUUACAAAGUAAACUUCUUUAAAAAGGGCGAAAAUGGAAUAUGACUUGUACAUUUUCUGUCUAGUGCUUGAGAGGGCAGUCUUGAGUGAGAAAACUGCCCUCUGCACCUGCAAAUGGAUGAAGUCCCAGACACAGGCUUCCUCUGUCUCCAGAUGACAAAUGCCUUAGAGAAAGGAACCUUGCAUCCUGUCAGAGAUCAAAGAAAACCGGGAACAUCAUCACUGUAGUGUAGUAGACAGAGACUUGGAUUCUGAAUAUCAUGAGCAGAAAACUCACAGAAGUAUUCUUUCUUUCUUUCUUUCUUUCUUUCUUUUUUCAUCUCUGUCUCUUUCUGUCUCUCCCUCCUCUGCACACCAGUCCUCUCCAGAGGGUUAUAGGGGGUCCUGCACAGUGUAGGUUUCCGGGGCGUUGCCAGAGGAAGGGGGGGAUUUUCCAAAAUCAGAUGGGGGGGAUCUUCCAUGUUUUGGAAGUGUAGGUGGUAUUUUAAAUAUUUAAAUAGGCAAAAAUUGACAGGUUCCCUGCUCCCAAGCGGCAAACAACAGUGGCAAUGAAUGAAAGAGACCGCAUGAGCGCAGGGAGGGAAGAAAAUAGACUAAUGCCAUUACAGAUACUUAAAGCUUAGUUUCACUUGAUUAAACUGGGAUUCUCAGAAUGCUGAAGUUUACAUUCGGUAGUUAAUGCUGGACUUGUGUCCCACUCACAACGGGUAUUAACUUUAUAGAACAAGGAUUGCACCCACACGAUAUCAUUUAUCCUAGCUAGUGCUUCAGUCGCGCGCUAAUUAUUAUUAUUAUUAUUAUUAUUGAGGGAAUCAGGACAUCUGUAACUUUAUAGUUUCAGUUUUAAUAUAUUAUAAAAUUAUUGUUGGAUAUAUUUAAUAUUUCCUUCCUCCCUUCCAAUGCAGGUCGAAAAAAAGUUAAAAGAAGAUCGUGAGAAACAAGCGGAAACGGACUAUGUCAGACAAAAAGAACGCAUUUUAUUAUUCAAGGAGCAGGAAUUCCAGAAGUAUGCAAAGAAAAUCAUUGAUGAGCAAUCCAAGACAACUCGGAAUCUUUACCCUCUUUUGAAAGCACUCAAUGAAGGUGACUCAGGUAUAAACAGACCAGUUUUUAGAGAAAAUGAACAGCCAUGUGAAAAGCAGCCUACUAAGCUGCCGUUUAUAGGUGACACAGCUCAAGAAAUGAAAUGGUUAAAUGAAUAUGAAUAUGGUCACACUAAGGGUCGGCUAGGUUUUUCAUGGUAAGGAAAAGCCUUCCGAAUGCUACAGUGAAAGUCUAAUGCAUUUUUAAAUAACCCCAAAUUGUAGUAGAAAAUUAGCAAGUUUAAGAUACCUUAAUAAAGGUUGCAACCAUCCAAAUAUAUUUACGUAUAACUUUGAAAAUCCGUAGCUCUAAUGAUGUGUAGCAUUUAGAAGUUCCAAAAUAGCCAUUCACACCUUUCUGUUCAGUUUUAUUUCAGGAAUUUCUACUCCUUUAUUCCUUCAGUUUCUGCCACCUGUACGAACACCAAAAAUAACAUGCACUUCGCGAACAAACAAUUUGCUGUACCUCUUCCGUUUAAACUUUUUAGGCUAAAAGCAUUAACUAGCCACUUAGUUCUAAACAUAGGAUUCCUGAUCAGGUAUUUGCCUCUUGAUGGCCAAAAUCCCACCCAUGGCUAUUUUUCUUUCAAUAGCCAGCAUGCCACUCCCUGAUCCCGAUCAAGACUGUGGCAUUGUGGGGAGGUAUAUGCAAUUUAACCCUCGCUAUGCUCUCAGUCUGGAUGGGACUCCCCCUCUCCUGCUUUUUGCACUCGAAGCUAAUGGAUGUUCCCCUGGCACCCCCAUGCACAUAGGAGGCAGUGAUCUGGAUUGGGACCACGGUGCGAGAGGGGCAAAAAGAGUUAGAGCUCACCUACCCUCCAUUGCACUGGUUAUUUGUGAAAGAGAGAAACGUCAUGCAUUGGAGAGACUGUGGCACUCAAAGUAGGGAGCCAUAUACAAAGAAGUAACUGUAGUUGGGAACAGAGGUGCUUAUCCUUUCCCUCACCCCCUUGACUGGGAAACCUCAUCUGGGGCCAGAUGGAAUAUAAAUUAGUUAGGGCUGCAGAAUAAAUGCAACAGGAAGACAGCAUCUCUCCUGCUUCCUUCUGUUGUUCCCUUUCAACUGCCCCUCGCUGCUUUGCGUGUCACAUUGGGAAGUGCCAUCAACUUGGAAGAUUAAAAGGAAGAUGAGCAGUGGCUGGUUUGCUACACAAAGUAGGAAUAGUGCGACCCUUAGUAUGAGUAAGUCAUGGACCACGUACCUGUAGAUCUUCUGUCACCCCCUUCUUAAUCAAUCAUCAUCCAGCCUUUAAGCAAUAUUUUAAUCAACAGAUAACUAAGACCCCAGUAUAAGUGCCUCUUUGAUGAACAGUGAAAAGAAACAAUAGUUUAUCUUAAGUGUGAGAUGGCUUACAACGUAAUAAAGGAUAAUUUCCAGCAAUGCACUGUUUACUUGUAAUAAAAGCUUUGUUAUGACAUCAUUUUGCAGUUUUGGAGUUGACAUAUUGCCCAGGGAACAAUAUUGUUCAGUGUUGACUUUUAUAAAACAAAACUGUUUAUAGAAAUGCGUUGGAAACCUCUUUACCGAAAAACGAAUAGCAGUGGUGUUUUAAAUAAAAUAAAAACAAACUGCAGCAUUUAUUUA
Molecule: messenger RNA, 15813 nt
Organism: Podarcis lilfordi (Lilford's wall lizard)
Lineage: Eukaryota; Metazoa; Chordata; Lepidosauria; Squamata; Lacertidae
Source: the annotation of a GenBank genome assembly